AUGUUGCAUCAGCAUGUCUGCAUACUAAGUAUACUUUCGACAAGUUUCGUUUUAAUUUAUGCACUCAUUUCAUUGAGAUUAUCAUUGCCUGAACAAUCUUUACCAAAUUUAAGUGAAGAAGAAUUUGUAAUAACUGAAUCUAUUCAAAAAAUCAUCCGAAACAAAUCUCAUAUUGAAAUAUAUGAUUGUAUUUUAUGUUUAAUUUAUUGGUUAAAUGAAUAUAUCAGUACUGUAAUUCCCCAUAAAUUUGCAUUUCAUCGAUACUGGUUAUAUAGAAAAAUCUUAAAUAUAUUUUGGGAUUUAGUUGUCAAGUCAUUCAUUUGGUUUUCAACAUUCUCCUCAAUUUACACAAUGAUUAUUUUACUUGAUGAGAUUGGUUCAAUUGACAAUUUAAUCAUGAUACAUUUUAAAAAAAUAUUUGAGAAAAUUCAUUCGAAAGAUAUAAAUUCUGAUCAGCUUAUCAUAUAUUUCAACUAUUUUGAAAAUAUACAAAGACAAUAUAAGUGCUGUGGAAUAUAUUCUAUAGAAGACUGGCUCGGUGUAACCCAAUACCAGGGAUUGUUUACUGAAGUAAGUAAUGAAUUACUGGAUCCAUGGGAAAGGGUUUCUAAUAGUAUUCCGAAAAGCUGUUGUGACCUAGAAGAAACAGUCAGUUGUUCUCAAUAUUUUCUUAAAUCAAUCGCACUGAAAGCAUUUCAUUCCACAAACGAUCGAGUAUUUCAUAACAGCACCACAUUUAUUCAUACAGACGGAUGUUUGAACAAGGUAGCUGCUGAAGAACGACAGAUAAUGUACACUUUUAUCAUUAAAUACGGAAUUAUAGGCAUAUGUCUACAUAUCAUACGGUUGACUAUGUUUUGCGUUGUCUAUAAUCACGCCGAAAUAAAAAAUGUAAAUAAACUAGCAGAAAUCAAACAGCACUCUUUUACGAGUUCAAUUUACUUCAGUCCAUUAAAAAACACGCGCUACAUAUCUAACUCACACUUAUCGAUUGCCUGUGGUAGUUAUUGGCUUUUCGGACAACCAGCUUUUAAGCAGCUACAAUUUGGAAAGUUGAAAUCACAGUGGUUGGAAAAAAGUAUAUGUAUAGGUUGGAUGUUUUACAAAAAAGGCAAACAUUACAUAACAUUUCUACAUCGAAUAAACUUUCAGAAAAAAGGUGCACAAUUGAAUGAGUUUCGCCAGUUUCUGCGCUUUUCGAUACCAGCUUUUGAAAUGAUGAUCUAUGCUGACGGUAAUGAUAAAGAAGAGAUUGAAGCAAAUAUGAUCUACGGUGGUUAUAUUGCACGACUCUCAAGAAUGAUAUGCUUCCUGUUGUUUGGGAUCUUCAUUGGUGAGUUUUUCUUAGCAACAGUAAUACCUGUUAAAAAUGAAGCUAAUGAAUUGACUUCUGGUGAUAAAAGAAUACCAGAUUAUAUUAUUCAAAGAGACGCUGAAGCACUGGCGAAUGAUGUCGAGUGGAUAGCUAGAAUAUUUAUUCGAAUUACAAUCACACUAACUGCUAUGGUUUCGUGCAGAUUUCGUUGUCUUCUCCUAUUAAUAAUUCCAAGCUUAGCUCAGACAAUCGGUUUGUCCUAUUUAGGCAAUGAAUUAUUAUAUGUGUCUAUAACAGGACCCAUUCAAAAUUUAGAACAUAAUCUUCGUUCAGCGUCUCAAUCAAUAAUUUGUUUCAUUAAACUAGCCUACAAUAUUACAAGGGAUAUCAACAAUUUUCUAGAGAAGGGUAAAGAAGUAAUUGAAUCAGAAGGGGAUUUAAAUUAUAUUGAGACUAUUAAAGUUAGAUCUGAUCAACUUAAAGAAAAAAUAAAUAAAUAUAACCAAUCAAUUCAAAAUAUCAAUACGGAAAUUGAAAAAGCGAAAACCAUGGUGAAACGUGCUGAAUCUUUUCUUGGCUCAAGUAUUAAUGAAACGAAUGUAUAUGCUCGUAUGUCAAUGGAAAUGGCUAAACAGGCUAAGCAAGAAAUGAUUAAAAAAGCUGAGGCAAGUAAAGAUAGCAUUAUUACAAUGUUGAAAGACAAAAAUGUCAAUAAAAAAUACAGUAUAGAAACUCGUAUGCAAACAACAUGUAUGGUCUUCUACAAAACACGUGCAAUGAUAUGUGAACAAUCAUCAAUUAAAGCAUGUAGUCGUUUACAAACUAUUCUCAUUGCAACAACACGCUAUCCCUUAUUGAUAAAAAAUACUUGUCUACGAAGAAUUGCUUCUGGUAUAGCAUGUCCAACUGAUCAAACACUUGAAAAUGCAAUAAAUCAGUGUAGUUCAAGUUUAGCAAAAAUAGGCUAUUCUAGUGGAUUUGGUUCUUUAUUUUUACAAGCUCAACAAGAUUUAUAUAAUAUUAAACAAACAUUUCACUUUAUCAUACAACAUAAAUUGUUUCAAUUGAACAAAUCACUAAUUGGUUUCAUCAAAGAUCUACAGUUAUUGAUCGUUUUAAUUUUAACUUAUUUAUUAAGAACAAUUUGUUUAAUUGUAUUUUAUAAAGCUCAUAUUUAUAUAACAAAUUAUUUAUUAGAUCCAGAUCAUGAUAAUAUUUACAUUGAAUCACCAUUUGAAAAAAUUGAUCAUAAACGUUCAAAACAAUUACGUGAAACAUUACUACCAUUAAAAACAUAUGAAUUGAAUAAUGUAAUAUGGUAUCAAAAAAUGUAUACAACAAUUGAAUUAAAACGUGUAAUUCAAAGUUUAAUUAAAGUAAUUGGUUUCGGUUUUUGUUUAUCUAUAUUAUUCUUUAUUGAUUUUUAUAUAACUGAACUUGUUCAAUUAUUAGAUGAAAUAUCAAGUACUACAAUUAAAAUUGGCAAUCAAAUAAAUAAUAAUAAAAAUUAUACAUUUCAACAAAUUAAUUCAAUAUCAAAUCAAUAUAAAUUCAUUUUAAAAGGUGAUGGAAUAUUUACUGAAUUACUUCAAAAAACCAUCAAAAUUUUACAAUAUGCUAGUGAUAUAAAUUUUAUUUAUCACUUAGAUAUAUGUAGUCCUAAUGUUGAAUUUACAAAGUUUAAAUCUGUUAUACGUUUUAUUAUAUUAUGGUUUAUAAUGAUAAUUCUUUGUUUAUUAUCUGGUUAUAUAUUACGUUUAAGACAUAAAUUAUUAAAUAAUUUCUAUCCAAAUUGUUCAAAAUAUCGUUUUAUUUAUUUAUAUAAUAAAUUAUUAGUGAAUAGACGAUGUCAAAUGACCACGGUACGUAAUCGAAUUGUUUAUCAAUCACGACAUAAUCAAUUACAAUCAGAAAUGAUAAAGUGUUCAUCUUAUUCAUUAUUACAUAAUUUAUUUAAGAAAAAGAAUAAAAUUCAUUGUAUUAUAUGUAUGGAAAAAUAUAUAAUAAAUAAUAAUUCAUUAUUAUAUAUAUGCCCAUAUGAUAAUACAGUCAUAUGUCAAUAUUGUUUAAUUACUUUAUUUAAUAAUCAUAAACUAUGUAUUACUUGUUUAGAUAGAAAUUAUGAAAAAUUACAAAAAAUUAAUAAUAAUAUUACAAUAUUAAAACAAAUUAUAAUGAAUCAAUAAAUGAAAUGGCUAACAACAACAAAACUACAGUUUUUUGUUUGUUGUUGAUUAAAUGAAUUCAACAUAGAAACAAUAAAUCAAUAAUUAAACUUAAUGAAAUCUACAUGUAAAUUAUCAUUUAUGAAUUAAUGUUUGAUUUUUGUGUGUGUGUAUGUGUGUACUUAUAAUUAUAAGUAAUAUUUGAUUGUUUUGUUUUCUAUUUGAAUUUAUACAAUAUUUUAUUGUUUAAAG
Messenger RNA from Schistosoma mattheei, 3732 nucleotides. NCBI's taxonomy places the organism in Eukaryota, Metazoa, Platyhelminthes, Trematoda, Strigeidida, Schistosomatidae. The record is from the annotation of a GenBank genome assembly.